This is a messenger RNA of Petromyzon marinus (sea lamprey), 2253 nucleotides long. RefSeq names its product pipecolic acid and sarcosine oxidase (gene PIPOX). The record is from RefSeq and is a predicted model, not a curated record. Gene Ontology annotation, molecular function: L-pipecolate oxidase activity; sarcosine oxidase activity; flavin adenine dinucleotide binding. Lineage: Eukaryota; Metazoa; Chordata; Hyperoartia; Petromyzontiformes; Petromyzontidae. Gene Ontology annotation, cellular component: peroxisome.
ACUUGCCCCAAAAGUCUGUCAAGGCUACACGGUGGGGGUGGGACCUUUGUCUUUGCUGUACGUGUACCCGUGGGGUACUGCGGAGGGGUGCGCUGGGGUUGUCCUCUGUUCAAAUGCAUCUCGCCGAGCCACCCCCACGCUCCUACACGGUUACUGUAUCCUCGUACGUGCGUGGACUUUAAAACUCGGGGUGUAAAAGGUUACAAGAGGCGGUUCACGCGUGAACGCGUGCGCACGUGCGCGUCAACACGUGCGCGCGCGCAGUCACUCCGAGCCGAUAGGCAGACCCCAGGCACCACCGACUCGAGCCUUCGAGGCUGUUUUGCAGGGGACGGGGUUAGCGGUCUUGGCGACUUAGUGUCGUCUAGCAGCUAUACUUUGUUUAGAUAAUAUAGAGUUAAUACAUCGCGCACACGCGAAGCCACAAUAAUAACGCACGUAGGCAAGAACACAGCACAUUGACAACAACCGUCGUUCGCCACGAAGUGUCGCUUGUACCAGGCUAGGUGCACCUCGGGUAACACAGCCACCCCCCCUACACACUAGCAAUCGCACGCAUUAAAUAGGCGCAAGUUAGAAAGCACGCUCACACGGCAUAACGCGACGCAUCGGAACACCAGGGGCGUAUGAACGGCACCACCAACCGACUGUUCAAUCAAUCCGAGCGAACAAUGUCUCUGGAGGAGUAUGACUAUAUCGUGGUGGGAGCGGGAGUGCAGGGCUCCUUCACGGCCUACCACCUCCUCGACAGCAGGCCCGGCUCCAAGGUUCUGCUCCUUGACCAGUUUCCGUUGCCCCAUUCCCGCGGAAGCUCCCACGGACAGUCGCGCAUCACGCGCCGCGCCUACCCCGAGCUGCACUACGCGCUCAUGAUGACCGACUGCUUCGAGGCGUGGGACAAGCUCGGGAGAGAGACCGGCUCCACCCUCUACACGCGCACGGGGUUGCUGAUGCUGGGCCCUCGCGGGCACCCGGAGCUGGAGGCCACGAGACGGGCGCUGGAGCACGUGGGCGCGCGGCACGAGGACCUGGAGGGUGAGGAGCUGGCAGCUCGCUACCCGGGCCUCGCGUUCCCUCCCAGCGCGGAAGGCGCUUCCACCGCCGCCAUCCUGGAGCCGGACGGAGGGGUGCUCCACGCCCAGCGAGCGAUGUCCGCCCUCUGGAAGAGGAUCGAGGAGAAUGGCGGGCGGAUCCUCGACGGGCUCAAGGUGUCGGCGGUCUCGCCGGGCCGCCGCGCGGUAACCGUGGCGACCGGCGAGGGGCGGGGCCCGCGGUUUGCGGCGAGCGCCGUGGUGCUCGCCGUGGGGGCCUGGGCAGGCGCGCUGCUCUCAUCGCUGGGGCUACGGCUGCCGCUGCAGCCGCUGCGGGUCAACGUGUGCUACUGGGAGGAGGAGCAGCCGGGCUCGUACAGCGCUGCCUCGGGCUUUCCGUGCGUGCUGGACGUGGCCUCUGACCUUCCACACCACGUCUACUCUCUCCCAAGCCACGAGUACCCGGGCAUGCUCAAGGUGUGCUACCACUACGGCACUCCGGUGAACCCCGACGCGCGCGACCUGGGGGCCGAGGGCGACACGCGCGACGUGGAGGCGCUCCGCGCGUACGUGUCGCGCCGAUUCCCCGGCCUCGUGCCCACGCCGGCCGUGGUGGAGACGUGCAUGUACACGAACACCCCCGACGAGAACUUCAUCCUGGACCGCCACCCUCUGCACAGAAACAUCGUCAUCGGCGCCGGGUUUUCAGGCCACGGCUUCAAGCUGGCGCCGGUCGUGGGCAAGCUGCUCGCAGAGAUGGCCACGGGAGACGCGCCCUCGUUCGACCUUUCACCUUUCGCCAUCGCCCGCUUCCACGCCAAGCCAAAAUCUUCGCUGUGAGCCGGAGGUCGCGACGGGGUGGGGGGCAAGGUGAGGGGGGCCUUGUCGAUUUCGAGGGCCCCCCCUCGCGCCUCCCAGUCCCCGCAAUCCUCUAAAAAACGCCGAGCCUGGACAAGAACAUCUUUGGAGUCUGUGGAGGGGGCUCGAUGCAAACCCCCGACGAUUGACCAGUUUGGCACGCGGCGCGACACGGUAAUUGUUCAAUUUGAGCGCCCACGUGGAAAAUAUUUUCUUAUUUAGGAAUUAAUUACAAAGUCAUAUCCAAUCCAAUUAACGGCUGUGAUGUGAGAGUAAAUUUGUUUUUGUGCCCCGUGAUGAUUUACGGUUCAAUUUUGUGUAAAUUAUUUUUUGCGAUGGCGCCCAAGACGGGGGGGGGGGGGGG